UUUGUGAUUUGAUUUGUGUGCAUAGAAAAUAUAGUACUUCUAUAUUUUCUAUGUUUGUGACAUUGCAACUGAAAAAGGAAUUGUAGAAUUAUUUUUUUAGAAAAAAAUCUUGAGAGUAGUAGUUAUGUCGAAAAGAUUGUUAAAUGCCUUGGAGUAUCCUCAAGCAGAUUCUUUAAAUUUAAAUGAUCCAAUUACUUUUAAAAAGAUUGUUGUUUGGCUAGAGACUAACAGGAUUAAACGUGCACCGCCAAAUAUUUUUAAUGCUCUGAAAAAUAUUAACGGAGGGGAUUGGGAUAAUGUUUUCAUCAAAUAUAAAGAUGGACUUGGAUGUCCAGUCCUAGAAACCAAGUUAGAAGAGUUACAGUGGUUAUUAGGUUAUGCUGUACAAAUUGCAACAUCUGCAAACCGAAAUUUAUACUUAAAAUAUGCAGUAGAAAAUAUUCAAACCACUAACGCUCCUACUGUUGUGGCAGAAAAUCCUCUAGAUAAACUAGAUUUUCGAAGUAAAGAAUUUGCAAAUGGAAUUAAUGAAUUAGCUAAAAUCUUGAAAGUGGUACCUCACCCUGAUCCACUGAUUACCUUACGUGCAGUAAGAAAAGUUAUAACAAAUAGGAUGGCCCCAGACCGAGUGGAAAAUCCACAAAAAUAUAUUGUCGAGGGAACUCCAUUUCCUUUUCAAGAAGCAGAUUUGGGUUUUGAUUUAAAUGAUCCUGUUCUAAAUAAUGCAGCGAAAAUUUUAAGGAUGCUGUAUAUACACGAUGUUAGAGAUUUACAGACAAAAGCAAAUGAAUUGAUUGUAGCAGCUCAAAGUGUUACUGCAAAUCCCAAAACUGACACUAGAUUAGGAAAAGUAGGAUUUUAAUUAAAAGUAGUUUAAUUUAUAAAAUAUAAGAAAUUAUUUAAUCAUG
This is a messenger RNA of Anoplophora glabripennis (Asian longhorned beetle), 908 nucleotides long. RefSeq names its product RNA transcription, translation and transport factor protein. Lineage: Eukaryota; Metazoa; Arthropoda; Insecta; Coleoptera; Cerambycidae. The transcript is spliced from 5 exons. Gene Ontology annotation, cellular component: tRNA-splicing ligase complex. Gene Ontology annotation, molecular function: RNA binding. The coding region runs from base 125 to 862 and encodes 245 amino acids. The record is from RefSeq and is a predicted model, not a curated record. Gene Ontology annotation, biological process: tRNA splicing, via endonucleolytic cleavage and ligation.